CUCUGUCCACUGCCUUCACUCAGGUUUUAUCUUGGCUUUCUUUCAACACCAUCUUUCCCCUCUGCUGUAUUUUUUUGGGAGAAAUGGUUGAAAUGGAGCGGAUUUGCAAAAGGCCUGGCUUGUUGACACUUCUUUUUUCUGGUUCUUCACAGGAUGGAGACUUUAAAUUCCCCCUGGAGUCUGUGAAGAAGCUGAAAGAGCUCAUGGAGGGCAACAAACACAUCAACCCUCGCAUGAUGGUGCCCAUGGGCAGCUACUCCCCAUGCCAGGAGAAACACCUGCCUGAGGAGUUCAGGCCUGUGUGCAAGAGGGAAGAUGCACCCAUGAUUUUCAGGAGGCUGAUCCUGGCUGCUGAGGAUGACCUGUGUGAGAUCUGUGCCAAUGCUGCCUGUGCUGGCUGCUUCUGAGAAGGUGGAAAAACCCAC
Agelaius phoeniceus (red-winged blackbird) is the source of this 425-nucleotide messenger RNA. It is a transcript of the gene GUCA2A, whose product is annotated as guanylate cyclase activator 2A. The record is from RefSeq and is a predicted model, not a curated record. Gene Ontology annotation, cellular component: extracellular region. Gene Ontology annotation, molecular function: guanylate cyclase activator activity. NCBI's taxonomy places the organism in Eukaryota, Metazoa, Chordata, Aves, Passeriformes, Icteridae.